AUGGCGGAUAAACCAAAGGCGACGCCAACCGUCGUGACCUCGUUCGCGAAGAACCCCCUCGUCACCCCCUUUGUCCGCCCCAACGACUGCUCCAACAUCUACCGCUCCGGCUUCCUCUCCGUACUCGACGUCGCGCCGACAUGCAUGCCCGAGGCCUUCAAUAGCGACCCCACCUUUUACUUCUCCCCAGUAUACAAGGACGACGUCACGUUAUCCUGCGUCAAGACUGCGAGUCUGCAGAGCGUCUGGUCCACCCUCUUUUGCACGUGGAUCGCGCCCGAGGAGACGUCCCUACCCAUCGUCCUGAGCGAAGAUGGCGUGACGAGUACCGUGAUGAGCGGCUUCACGAGCCCCGGCGGCCUCAACGCGUUUGGCGUGCGCAUGGUCUACCAGAGCUCUGACGUGGAAUCCAGGACCGGCACCGAUCUCGGGGCUCUUCAAGGCGCCACCAUCGCCAUUGGUGUCGUGGUCCCCGUGGUGGCGCUCGCCAUCAUCGGCGCCCUGAUUUUCUACUGGCGGUCGCGCAAGCGCCAGAGGGCUGUCGAUGUCCCGCCCGCUGGAGGCAGCACGCAGUACGGCCAAACCCCGUACGGCGAGAUGCAGCAGAAGAACGUUGCGCAAGCAGAACUCCCCGCCGCCACGCCUGUUUCGAACUCCCCGCCGCUCCAUAUCAAGGAGAACCGGCGGAACUGCCUGCGGAAGCGUCCAGAAGAGAUGACACGGGGAGAUAUGCAUAGACUCGAAAACUGA
Messenger RNA from Parascedosporium putredinis, 750 nucleotides. Lineage: Eukaryota; Fungi; Ascomycota; Sordariomycetes; Microascales; Microascaceae. The record is from the annotation of a GenBank genome assembly.